Trichogramma pretiosum is the source of this 1371-nucleotide messenger RNA. RefSeq lists its product as uncharacterized. Lineage: Eukaryota; Metazoa; Arthropoda; Insecta; Hymenoptera; Trichogrammatidae. The record is from RefSeq and is a predicted model, not a curated record. The transcript has a single exon. The coding region runs from base 1 to 1371 and encodes 456 amino acids.
AUGACGACACUCUUGAACGACGAUGAGACCUAUGAAAAAAUCGACCGCGACCCAUUUGAGAGUUUACAAACGAGGACGAAAUUACUCUUGAAAGAAGUCAACGAAGAGUGUGACAGAAACCUUAGUGUUUUCCAGCUAUCACUAAGUGACACAUCUUUAGCGAGGGCAUACGGCUUACCGAAGAUUCAUAAGAAGGACGUGCCGCUACGUCCUAUUAUAUCUUUGGUGGGUAGUCCAACGUAUGUGCUCGCUAAGAUUUUUUACGAAGAACCGUCACCUGUCGUCAAACCACCAGCUUCACACGUCGACAACAGCUUUGACUUCAAGAGUAAAAUCGCCAACAUCUCAAUACCAACAGAUUAUGUGCUCGUCUCACUAGACGUCGUAUCGUUAUUCACGAACGUGCCACUAAACCUUGUACUUGAAAGCCUAGACAGACGCUACUCUGACCUCUCCAAGUCCCGCUUAUCGUUUGACAAGAUCCGUGAAGUAAUGACUUUCUUAUUUAACAACACCUAUUUUAAAUUCAAUAACGUAUUUUACCGACAAACUUACGGGAUCCCGAUGGGAAGCUGCAUCUCCUCAUUAGCUGUAAACUUAGUGAUGGAGGAUUUAGAGAAGCACUUUUUGAGCGUACUGAAACAGCACGGAUGCACACCACUGUUUUACUACAGAUACGUCGAUGACACCAUCUUAUGCAUCAACAAAAAGGACAUCGAACUGACGGUGAACGUAUUCAACUCUUACAAUGAAAAAUUGAAGUUUACACACGAAGUCGAACAAGAUAAAAAGCUCAACUUCCUUGACAUGUCCUUGAUAAACGACAACGGCAGGCUGCUUUUAGAUUGGUACCAAAAACCAUCAAACACCACGCGACUACUCUCAUACCACUCACGACACUCUACUCAACAAAAAAUUAACAUCAUUUACAACUUAGUUGACAGAGCAACGAAACUAUCAGAUCAGCAGUUUCACGCCAAGAACAUCGAGAAAGUGCGAAACCUCUUGAGAGACAACGAUUAUCCAUCAGCCUUCGUCAAUCGACAUGUUUUCAAAAGAAUGUGGACCCUCAAGCAUUUCAAACCUGACUCACACACAAUCGGACCCAAUCCGACAUGCAAGGCAAUUUUAAAAUUACCACACAUCGACCACUUCUACGACAAAUGUGCCAACAUGCUUAGAAAAUACAACAUCAAGGUCAUUCCGACUAAAAGCGAAUCACUCACUUCGCUCAUCACACUAGGAAAAGACAAGAUCGAUAAGCUCGAAAAAACAGGAGUGGUAUACCAUUUGAAAUGCAUGAAUUGCGCCAAAAGCUACGUGGGCCAAACAAAAAGGAAGCUAAAAAUCCCAGUUUAUUGGAAAAUUUAA